Anisakis simplex (herring worm) is the source of this 525-nucleotide messenger RNA. NCBI's taxonomy places the organism in Eukaryota, Metazoa, Nematoda, Chromadorea, Rhabditida, Anisakidae. The record is from the annotation of a GenBank genome assembly.
UGUCAUAAGAUAACGAAACGAUUUGGGCAAGUUCGCAAAUUGCAGAAAUCAUUUGAAAAGCUACAAGCACAGUGUCCGACGUGCAGAAUGUGGUAUGGUGUACCCAGAGGUAAUCAGCCUCUGAAUGCACACAUGCACGUCGAAGAGAGACGUGGCAAAAUUCCCGGCUUUGAAAAUUGCAAAAGUUAUUUCGAGAUAUUUUACAAUAUUCCAUCUGGAAUACAGACGCGCGACCAUCCAAGGCCAGGAAAUUACUAUCAUGGCACGUCACGCACGGCUUAUCUACCAAACAAUGAACAAGGUCAAAAGGUUCUUGAAUUAUUCAAAUUGGCCUUUCGUUAUCGCUUGAUGUUCACAGUUGGUGAUUCUGUUACAACGGGUAGAACGGAUGUGGUUGUAUGGAAUUCUAUUCAUAAUAAGACCAGUGUUUAUGGUGGACCGCAGAAGUUCGUUUGUUUCCUCGUAAACGCUUUCUGUAAAAACUUUCUUUUCGACAAUUUUUCUUUCAGUUGGAUAUCGAAUUGA